Messenger RNA from Penicillium longicatenatum, 651 nucleotides. RefSeq names its product Transcription factor of morphogenesis MCM1. The record is from RefSeq and is a predicted model, not a curated record. Bases 1 to 651 code for a protein of 216 amino acids. The transcript has 3 exons. Gene Ontology annotation, biological process: positive regulation of transcription by RNA polymerase II. Gene Ontology annotation, molecular function: RNA polymerase II cis-regulatory region sequence-specific DNA binding; protein dimerization activity; DNA-binding transcription factor activity, RNA polymerase II-specific. Lineage: Eukaryota; Fungi; Ascomycota; Eurotiomycetes; Eurotiales; Aspergillaceae.
AUGGCCGACAUGACUGCCGUCGGCGAGGAGAAACUCUCCCCAAACCAUGAUGACCUGCAACAGCCCGGCAACGGCGCUGACACCCGUGGCACCAAGCGCGGCCGCAUGAGCGCCGAGGACGACGACGACGAUGAUGACAAGCCCGGCCGUGAGCGCCGCAAGAUUGAGAUCAAGUUUAUUCAGGAUAAGUCGCGUCGCCACAUCACUUUCUCCAAGCGGAAGGCUGGUAUCAUGAAGAAGGCCUACGAGCUUUCCGUCCUCACGGGUACUCAAGUGCUCCUGCUGGUUGUCUCCGAGACCGGCCUCGUCUACACCUUCACCACCCCCAAGCUCCAACCCCUCGUGACCAAGGCUGAGGGCAAGAACCUUAUUCAGGCCUGCCUCAACGCGCCCGACCCCACCACCAACGAGAACGGCGUGGAUGCUCCCGAUGUCCCUGCUGAAACCCCCGAGGAUGUCGCCCACAGCAACGUCAACGCGUCGCAGUCCAACAUGGGCCGUCCCGGCAUGCACCCUGGCUACAUGACCAGUGAGCAGCAGCAGCAGAUGGCCUACUACCAGAACCUCCAACAGCAACAGCAGGCUGGCGGACAGUAUCCCGGUAUGCCCGUGGGUGGUCGUAUGCCUCCGCAGCACCAACCCACCGCGUAA